Molecule: messenger RNA, 684 nt
Organism: Kluyveromyces lactis
Lineage: Eukaryota; Fungi; Ascomycota; Saccharomycetes; Saccharomycetales; Saccharomycetaceae
Gene: CIA2
Product: iron-sulfur cluster assembly protein CIA2
Exons: 1
Coding region: 1-684 (227 amino acids)
Biological process (GO): iron-sulfur cluster assembly
Source: RefSeq, a predicted model, not a curated record
AUGUCGGAAUUUAUUAAUGAGAACCCUGAUAUUUUAGAUGAGACCCUCCUACCGUCCAGAAAAGAAGAUAUUACAAAUGAACUAUUUGGUGAUGCCUUAGGGAAAAUCACACAUGAAAGAAAAAGGCAGUUGCUGCAGAUAGGAUCUGUAGACUCGCCAGUUUUGAAAAACAUAGGUCUUCUAGAUAAACUAUUAAACCAGCAGCUAUCUUUGGAUGAGACCGUACCUGAUUUGACAGAUAUAGAAACAGCAACUGAAUCCGAUGAAAACACUGAGGAAGAAGAAGAGGAAGAUCCUAUCGAUGCUCAAGAAAUCUACGAUCUUAUAGCUCAUAUCAGUGACCCAGAACAUCCACUAACGCUAGGACAAUUAGCGGUGGUGAACUUGGCUGAUAUCGAAGUACAUGAUACGAACGGCAAGGAUAAAAUGGCCGAAGUUAUCGUUAGAAUCACUCCAACAAUUACACAUUGCUCUCUCGCAACCCUUAUUGGGCUUGGUAUUAGAGUGCGGUUAGAACGUAGUCUCUCGCCCAGAUUUAGAAUCACUAUCCUACUUAAAAAGGGUACACAUCAAAGUGAAAACCAGGUUAACAAACAACUUAAUGACAAAGAACGUGUAGCUGCUGCCUGCGAGAAUGACCAGUUGUUAGGAGUCGUUUCCAAAAUGUUAAGUACAUGUAAAUAA